Molecule: messenger RNA, 1877 nt
Organism: Vitrella brassicaformis
Lineage: Eukaryota; Vitrellaceae
Source: the annotation of a GenBank genome assembly
GGUGGAUCGGACCGAUUAAGCCUAUGUCGUGUCCGUCAAGGCCACAUUCACCACGCGUGUAGUAUAUGCAUCGGUCGGUAGUGUCGUGUGCCUCCCUCCUCCCCUCCAGCGACCCGUCGAAGGCUUCGACAGCAGAAACGAGCACAUCGAUGAAUGGAUGCAUGGUGGGAGGAAAGAGACCGACGCACCGCAGGCAAGGCAGAGAUACGGUACCACGCACGCAUACUCAACAACAAGAUAGACGUCGUGUGCCGUCAGCCAAUUAGUCAGCUACCCCCUCCCCUCCCCUUCCCUUCCCAUCAGAAGUGCAUUGUAUGGGCAGCGAGCCCCUGCAGUCAACGCAUCUCGUGCCACUCCCACCCCCUCAACCACUCACAGGCAAAAUCUGAGGCCAGCUGGCUGCAUUUGCAUGGGGCCUCUGAAAAAAAAAGACACAUAGAGCUGACAUCGGAGGAAUAUGCAGAUCGAUACACCGAUUCGCACAGUCACGCAGACACACGGAUGGAAAACUCUGCGGGGCAGGUCGCUGCCUGCAACUUGCCUGGCUGGCUAGCAGAUACUCGCCAGCUGUUUGGUCUUGUCGAUGCGCUUGAGAAUGCCCGCCAGGACGGUGCCGGGGCCCAGCUCAUACCCCGACUCAUACCCCCUCUCCAACACGGCCUUCACGCUGCUCUCCCACUGCACCGGGCUGGUCACCUGCAUCACACACACACACACACACACACACACGUGUGAGUGUGUCGUCAGAGAGCCAAUCGAUAGAUACGCCAGCCGGCCUCUCGGUGACCUGUUUUGCGAGCAGCUGUUUGAUGGUGUCCGGGUCGGAGUGCGGCCGGGCGUCCACAUUGGAGAUGACGGGUAUCCUUGGCGUCUUGAUCUCCACGCCAGACAGGACGGCCUCGAGCUUCUCGACGGCGGGCUUCAUGAAGUCGGUGUGGAAGGCCCCCGCCACGGCCAGCUUGACAGUCAUGCGCGCCUUGAAGUCGGGCUUGGCGAUCGCCAUGACCUCCUCGCACGCAGCCUUUGAACCAGAUGUGACGUAGUUGCCGUUGCACAGGUAGUUGGCCACGAUGACCGGCUCGCCUGCAGGCAUCAAACGAACCAACAUUGCACACAGAUAAAGGACGACGAUCACUCCCUCCCUCCCUCCGUCCCUCACCGGUCUUUUCAGCCGCCUUGUCGCAGAUCUUGCCGACGGUGUCACUGUCGAGUCCAAUGACCGACACCAUGCCCGAUUCCGCCCCGUCAGCGGCGCUCUGCAUGGCCUCGCCGCGUGUCUUGGUGAUCUUGACGCCGUCCUCAAACGAAAGCGCACCGGCGUAGCACAGCGCUGAGUACUCCCCCAGGCUCAGGCCAAGGCAGCACGUGGCCUUGUUGGCCUCCUCCUCCCCCCUCUCCUGCCGCAGCUUCUCCACAGCCGCCAUGGACGCCACAAAUAUCGCCGGCUGGCAGACCGCCGUCUUGUCCAGCAGGUCCUUGGGGCCGUCGCGGCAUCGCUCGAGCAGGUCAUAGCCGAGGAUCUCGCUCGCCUUGUCGAAGAGCUCCUUGGCCUUGGGCACUGCUUCGGCGGUCUCGGUGGCCAUGCCAACGUACUGCGCGCCCUGCCCAGGGAAGAAGAAAGCCGUCUUGCCGGACCAGUCUGCAAAGCCAUCGUCGGCGGACAUGCGCAGCCGCGAUAGGCGCCUUGGUGUCCGGGAGCCGCCAUGCCGCCGUGCUGGGCUGGGGGAAUGGGGGGAAGGAGUGAAGCAUCUUGACGAUGCAAUGAAGAGGGCGGUGACGAUGCAUAAUCUUGAUAGCUGCAGCAUUGUGAAUCGUUGGCGAUGAACAGCCCUGCUUGAUAAAGAGCAAAAGGACGAAGAUCUCCCUCACAGGAUGCC